Molecule: messenger RNA, 936 nt
Organism: Musa acuminata AAA Group (dessert banana)
Lineage: Eukaryota; Viridiplantae; Streptophyta; Magnoliopsida; Zingiberales; Musaceae
Product: ran-binding protein 1 homolog b-like
Exons: 4
Coding region: 44-679 (211 amino acids)
Biological process (GO): nucleocytoplasmic transport
Cellular component (GO): nuclear pore; cytoplasm
Molecular function (GO): GTPase activator activity
Source: RefSeq, a predicted model, not a curated record
CUCUCGCGACUGUCACUCCAUCGGAAGUUCUCUUUUACCUUCCAUGGCGAGCACCGACGUGGAUCGCCCGGAGGAGGAGGACACUGGCGCCCAUGUAUCACCCAUAGUCCGCCUAGAGGAGGUCGCGGUCACCACCGGCGAGGAGGACGAGGACUCCCUCCUGGACCUGAAGGCGAAGCUGUAUCGGUUCGACAAGGAGGGGAAUCAGUGGAAGGAGCGGGGCAGUGGGAACGUGAAACUCCUGAAGCAUAAAGAAACCGGAAAGGUUCGGCUGGUGAUGAGGCAGGCCAAGACACUCAAGAUCUGCGCCAAUCAUCUUGUUGUUCCGUCGAUCAGGAUGCAGGAACAUGCCGGGAACGACAAGUCGUGCGUGUGGCAUGCGAUGGACUUCUCGGAUGGGGAGCUGAAGGAGGAGAUGUUUGCGAUUCGGUUUGGAUCGGUCGAAAACUGUAAGAAGUUCAGGGAGAUGGUUGAAGAAAUUGCUGAAUCAGUUGACAAGAUCGAAGAGGAAGAGAGCAAGGAUGUAUCGUCAGCUGCCAGCCUUAUAGAAAAGCUGACUGUGAGCGAAGACAAAACCGAGGGAAAUACCACAAAAGAGGCAGCUCAUGCUGAAGACGAGAAGAAAGAAGUCCAUGAAGAGAAGCAAGCAAACACCAAAGAAUCAUAUUCGGCAUCUUAGGUCUUGCCAAUAACCGCCCUCUCAAUGGAUAUAGUGACUAUGUUUUUCCUAAAAUGUGCAGCAAAAUGGAGCGGCUGCUUGCCUAUAUCGUACAACCUAUAUCGUGGUCGAAUGGUCUUUCGUUCUGGAUUGUAAUUUAUAAGAUGUAGUUUUGUUUGUAAUUUCCCCUACUUCAUUUGUCAAGGAGUUUUGGCUGUAUUUUGGUGAUUCCGUCCUACCUAAAUGAAACAUGGAAAGUGUGGUGAUGUUUGUCGAGA